Priapulus caudatus is the source of this 755-nucleotide messenger RNA. RefSeq lists its product as uncharacterized. The record is from RefSeq and is a predicted model, not a curated record. Lineage: Eukaryota; Metazoa; Priapulida; Priapulimorpha; Priapulimorphida; Priapulidae. Bases 261 to 755 code for a protein of 164 amino acids. The transcript has 5 exons.
ACGCGCGUGCAAAUAGUUUACUCCAGUUCCGCCAUCACAAAUGAAAACAAGGUUGAUACAAAAUUCUAGACGAAAACGAGCCAAGAUGGAGCUAUAACAGAAAGCGUACACAGUACACCCGUGCAAACUACUUUGCACUUCUACAACCAUGGCUACCAGAAAUGUCCCCCCUUUCGCUCUACCAACGAGCCACCAAGGCCCUGGCAUACAACAGACGAUCAUCAAUUUCCAAAUUGAACCCGAUAAUUUGAGUAGAGAGGAUGAGUUCCCCAGUGAGCAUGUACGCAAGUUUGGAGGAGUGGGGCUUCGGCCUGCCCGCUCCAAGCAGCAAUGAUGAGAAGAUUGGUAUUGAGGUGGUGGGAGGAGACGAGACGCGGUUGCGGGGGGAGGUGGAGGAAAACUAUGCCACUGACCUGUCGUACAGCAUGGAGCUGUUCCAGGACCUAGGAAACCUGGCGGCCGACGAUGGCUUCUUGACGGACCUGUUCGAAGCGGACCUGAUGCCCUGCUACUCGGCUGCCGGUUUCCUUGACGACGACGACACGGUCGCCGUGGAGACGCCGCCCCCCGACGCCGCGCCACCUGCGCGCGACGACGACGACGACAACGCCGCAGAGGACGGACACGCGCUACUCCUCGAAGCUCUCGCGUCCAGCCUCCUCCCCGCCGCGUCCCCUCCCCCGUCGCCCCUCGCCGGCGACGACUCGUUCGAGUUCCCGACGCCCCCGGAAACCCCGCCGCCGCCGAACUCUUGA